UUAAUUCAAUCAUACUGCUUAACAAACUUUUACAAAUAAACAUAUUAGAGAUCUUGCUCCCCUUGAUUAAAGCCUUAGUUGUAUUCUAAUAUCCUAAUGCAUGCACGUGUAUGUUCCUCAAUAUCCCCUACUCAACAGACAACUCCAUAAAAAGAGAUGAAGAAAAUCGUAAUAAAUUAUGCUUGGAAUCUAGCAAUGGGAAACUUCCAUCCGACCUCAUGCAUAUGGGAUUUGUUUAUCAGCAAGCUCCUGUAUAUAUAUAUACCCAAACCCCCCACAGGGCCACAACCAGACUCGAUAAGAUCAUAAGACAGAAGCAUCUUUAAUAACCCAUCAUCCACUUUGAUUCAAAAAAUGGCACAGUGUUUUCUUCUUUGCUUGAUCUUGGUAAAUACUUUUGUGGCCGUGGCUAGUGAGAAUGCUCAAACCAUGCUCCGGUCUAGUUUAGCUGAUGUCCAACAUCCUCCAGCACCUGCUCCAUACAACAAUGAAAAACCAACCACAGCUGAAGCACCCACAGUAAGGAAACUUGGAAAGCACCAGCCCAAAGUCGUCAAGACCUUUGGCAGUGCACCAGCUUCUAGUCCAUCCCAAGCUCCCCAACCAGAAAAGGACAUGCACCGGAUUGGAGAAAGCCCCUCCACAGGUCAAACUGCGGCUACCGUUGAACGAAACAAUGGAACAAAUGUGAGUGUCAAAGGGCAGACCAUCCACCUACAAAAGCAUCACCGUUCCGUGGACAAGUCUGUUGCCGGGGGUGGUGUGAUCCUUGGAGGUCUUGCCACAACUUUCCUGGUGGCAGUUAUCUGCUAUAUAAGAGCAACUGGAAGACACAAAUCAGAGACUCAUCAAAGUACUACUGAAACCACGAAUUGAAUUGUAUGUAUAGAAAUAGAUGGUAUUUUAAAUGCCGCCACCUGUUUAAAAAUGUAAAGAAAAUCAAUUGCAAGUUAUUUACAUAUGUGCAGAGAAUCAACUUUAUCUUUCACUGAAACUGGAGGCUGUUGGCUUCUUGCUGAUCACAGGCGUGUAUGACAAAGGGGCUUGCUCGCAUUAGUUUCAUCUGCUAUUGAGUUUGUGAUUAAUCUAGUUGACCUAAGUUAUAGUAAAAAGCUUAGAUUAAAAGGGUAACUUCCAAUAUCGAUUU
Messenger RNA from Theobroma cacao (cacao), 1147 nucleotides. RefSeq lists its product as uncharacterized. The record is from RefSeq and is a predicted model, not a curated record. NCBI's taxonomy places the organism in Eukaryota, Viridiplantae, Streptophyta, Magnoliopsida, Malvales, Malvaceae.